Messenger RNA from Adineta steineri, 1194 nucleotides. The record is from the annotation of a GenBank genome assembly. NCBI's taxonomy places the organism in Eukaryota, Metazoa, Rotifera, Eurotatoria, Adinetida, Adinetidae.
AUGGCACGUAGAGAAGAUCACCUUCGUCGUCAUCAUCAUCAUCGUCAAAUUCAUUAUGCAUCAAUUUUACCGGUAACGACAAAUAAUGAUAAUUAUCAUGAACCAUAUAUUGCUCGAAAACCAAGUGGACAAGAUCGAGAGAGAGCACUUUAUAUCGAAUUUGAAAAUGCAUUUCAAGAGCAAACAACAACAAAUCAGGACUAUUUUGGUGUUCAAACAUCUGAACAAAAUUCUCAUCCAUCAACGAAUAUUCCUAAUCAAACUGUUGAAACUAUUUCUGAAAUUGAAAAUCGAAAUCUUGUACCUCAUAUACGUUAUCAAGCAUCACGUGAAACUAGUCAUUCAUCGGAUACACCACCUUAUCAACCACGAUAUAAUCAUCAUCCGAAUCCUUCUCGACCUCAUAAACAUUUAUCGAAUGAAAAUAGUCGUGAAAAUCUUAAUCAAGAUUUUAUGAAUUUAACUCUACUACAUUCAAAUGAUAAUAAAGAUAUACCAACAUCAUUUACUAAUGAUGCUAUUCGAUCGAAAGCAAAACAACAACAACAACAACAACAAGAAAUUAUUCCGAAUUCAUCUAUACAAACAAAAAUAAUCUUACCGCAAUAUUUUCUUGUCAAAUAUUUAGGUCGAGUACCAUGUCCUCAAUUAUGGGGUGCAAAAGCAGUACGAACUCCUGUCGAUGAUAUGGUACGUGCUGCUCGUCAUCUAUCAUCUAUGAAUGAAAUUCCAACAUUAGAAGCAUGUGUUAAUACACGUGGUUUUACAUUAACACAUAGACAUUCACCUACACGUACUAAACAUCAUCAUUCACGUAAUCAUAGUCCCGAACGAUCUCAACAGGGUCUUAUUCCUCUUGAAAAUAUCUCCUAUGUUAUGCAUGAUAAUAAAUAUUCUAAAGUAGCAUCAUGUAUUGUAUUACGUCAAGUUAAAACAUUAACAUCAGAUCAUAAAACUAUUAAUGAAACAUUAACUGAAUGUUAUGCAUUUUUAUUUCAAUCGAAAGAAUAUGCACAUCGAUUUGCUCUUGCACUUGCAGAAGCAUUUAAUACACAAAAACAAUCAAUGCGACCUUCAAGACAAAAUCACGAUAAUAGAAGAGAAGGACGUUCACCUCAACGUCGUUCAAGACAUCGACAUAGUCAUCAUCGUGAUAGAUCAAAUGAGAAUUAUCUAAAAGAUUCACAAGUAUGA